GCGACAGCACAGAAAGAGGAUGAUGCUGUUAUGUAAAAAAAGCGUCAAAAAGUGUUUUGCGUUCGUGGGGUACAGUGGUAACAGCGUGAUAGUUUUCUAAUUUUUUACAGAUUUCAAGUCGUGCGGCACUGCAGUCAAAGUGGUAUCGGUAACGAAUCUGCUUAGCAGUUUAACUAUGCGACCAGCAGGAUUUGCGCAACUGUAUUGAAUGUUUGCAUUGACAUAUCCAGCUAGCUACGUUAGAUAUGUUGUCUACCUGCGGUUAUCACUCAUGAUUCAUCAUCUAUAUAAUUAUAGCAGUGAGUGGAUCUUUUUAAAAUCGUACUGGUAAAUACAGAUGUAUACACUGCAGACACAAUGAGCGAGAGAUAUUGAGCAAGCUACUGUUUUUUCGUAGCUAAUUUUGGGAAUAAUUUCACUUCGUGUAGCGGGGGCGAAGAAGAAACCAACCGGGUUUGGCGAUUGUGACACUCACGAAAUGCUGUAGAGGACAACAACAAGAACCGACUAACCACAUCUGAGAACUGGCCUGGGCUAGUAUCACCCGCCGUGAGAUCAGAGGCUGCGAAUCGAAAGGAAAGUGUUCGUCUGUAUAUCCGAGCUCCAACAGGGCUCAGUGUGGAAGUAUGUGAUGACACACGCGCAAAUCAAAGAUUCCCUACGCCGGUACCCGAGUGAGAGGGCGGAGCGGGUCGGGGACAGGACGCAUGGUGAGACAAUGGGCCGAGCCUGGCCUGAGUGCCCCCUGCGAGACGGCAGCACCAAGCAGCGCAUGGCCAAGAGACGCCGGGCUAAGGAAGUCAAGGACCUGAGCUCGGAGCGGGACAGGAAGCUGUACCCGCUCAGGGGAAGGGUGGGCAUGGGCGACGUGGGCACGCGCAGCUGCAGGGUGCUGCUCACCCGGCUGGAGGAGAGCGGGGUGCAGAGCCCGGGCCAGGACGGCCCCGAGGGCCCCGCCGCCGGCCCGGAGAAGCAGAGCGCGCGGGCGGGGCGGGAGGGGAGAGCGCCCCACAGCUGCGGCAAGAAGUCCUGCAGGACCUGCCGCGCGCCGCCGGAACCAAAAACGAAACCAAAAGCGGAAAAGCACGCGCAUCCGCCCGCUCAGGAGCCGCGCAAGCGGAGGCUGGCCUCUCUGAACGCCGAGGCCGUCAACAGCCUGCUGCUGGAGAGAGAGGAUCCGCUGCAGACGGCCAGACUCGCCAAGAAGCAGCAGCAGCAGCAGCAGCAGCGGCUGAACGGGGAGCGCGCCUCUCCCAAGGACCCGCCCGGGACCGCGACCGCGCCCCGAAAAGGCCCGGAGGUUCAGAAGGCGGACCUGGGGCGGAAGCCCAAACGGCAGAAGAAGGCCAAGCCGGAGGGCCGAGGCGCAGAGCAGCUCAGCCUGGACAGUCCCGCCCCCCGGCGCCUGGCAGGACUGAACGCCGCCGCCCUGCUCAAGCUCACCAGCGCCUCCUCUGGCGCCAAGAGGCGCCUCAAGGCCGACUGCAAGGAAGCGUGCGGGGCAGCGGCGGCGGUGCGGGGGAAGCAGCCGCACCCAAAGUCGCGGAAACAGCAGCACAGGCCGCACGGGAGCCAGCAGGCCGCGCCCAAGGGCGGCUGCACCGCGUGCAAGAAGGAAGCCCUGCACCCCGAGGUGGAGUGGGAGGGAACCGCGGGGGGCCACGGCUUCCACAAAUCAGGGUAUUUGUGUCGAACCAUACUGGGCUACCCCCUUAAGCCCGUCAAAGAGGAGCAGACGGAGACAGAGGUGAAUCCUUUCUACUGCUGUGGCCAGGACGGGGCGGUGGAGUACUGCCACGGGGGACUGGCCCUGUUCCUGGGCCGGCAGGCCUACAGCGAGCUGGAGGACCACGCCCCGUCUUCUCUCAAGCAGGAGUUCCCCCCGCCCCCCCAUUCCCUGGCCCACCCCACCCUGGCCAUUGGUACGCACCCGUACCCCUGCUUCCCUGGCUACUACGUACACAUCUCCCACCACGGCGCCUCGUCUCCCCCACUGAGCGCCGGCCCGGUCCCCUACCCCCCCAGCACCAUGCCCCCCAUCACCCUGUGCUCCGGCAGGGUCCCCAGCUCCAAGCUGAUGGCCCCCGCGGUCUCGCACCCCUCAGGAAUCCCAAACCCGGCCUUCUGCGGCUCAGUGGGGUCGCCCUGCUUCGGGGAGGCCUGCAGAGUCAGCAGCUAUGCCUACAGAGCCAUGCAGCCACUGGCCAGCAGGAGGUGCUCUUUCAGCACAGCCUGCUCUGGCUGCACCCACAAAAUCAAAACCGAGGAGUUCCCCUCUUCCCUGGAGGACCGGAGCCCCUCCAUCCCGGUGUGGCCCGCCCUGCCCCUCUCCAGCUGCCCCGUGCCCAGCGUGCCUCCGGCGGCCCUGCAGACGCUCCUGUCGGACCCCAGCCAGCCCCAGGCGCAGCUCCGCGUGGCGCGCGAGUGCCCCCAGAGCGCCAAGCCCCCCAGCGGCUCGCGCUCCGGCGUGCGAAACUCCACGGGCUGCCCCCACGCCGGGCAUGGCAGCAACACGGGCAAGCAGCAGAGGAUCUCGCGCCGCCGCGCCACCAACGGCUGGCUGCCCGUCGGCGUGCCCACCGAGAAGGAGGUCUUCAUCGUGGGGGAGGAGGAGACGGCCUUACGCAGGUGUUAUGAGGGGGUUCAGAGAGAUGGAGAGGUGAUCCGGGUUCGAGAUACUGUCCUGCUGCGCUCUGGCCCCAGGAAAAAGUCGCUGCCCUAUGUGGCCAAAAUAUCUGCCCUGUGGGAGGACCCAGAAACAGGAGAGAUGAUGAUGAGCUUGUUCUGGUACUACCGACCUGAACACACACAGGGAGGCCGCAAUCCCAGUAUGCACUGUGAGAAUGAGAUUUUUGCAUCUCGACAUCAGGAUGAGAACAGUGUGGCAUGUAUCGAAGACAAGUGCUACGUGUUGACAUUAGCACAGUACUGUAGAUUUUGUGCCUUGGUGAAGCGCCGUGGGGAGGGUCUACCUGAAAGUGCCCCGGUGGUGCCGCCCUCUCCAGAGUACGCCGUCCCGGCGCACCGGCGUGUGCCUGCCAACAUCGACCCCGACCUGGUGUUCCUCUGCCGCCACGUUUACGACUUCCGCUACGGCCGCAUCCUGAAGAACCUGCAGUAGGGCUCCCAGGCCAGGGGCACCAUGGGAAAAAAACCGCACACCAGAGAGGGGACCCGGCAAAGGAACACCAAUCAAUUUAUUGAACAAAAACGAGCCAGCAGGCAGGUGCCAAAUUUGGUGCAGGCGCUUUUGAUGGGGGAUCUGAGAUCAGUAAAUGCUUGCCCCAAGUAACUGUCUGAGGUGUGGACAGGGCACUUAAUGUUGGUGGGGGAGGGGGGUUCUCACUCAGAGAUAUGGCUGCCAUGGCCUCACUGACCCCAGAGAAGGGUGGACAGAUGCACAACAUAUCAAUGAUAUGACAUAAGAAUAACAAGAGAGAGACCGUUUUACCAACACAAAAAUCCCAUGAUAACGCAACUGUUUAAUGAUUUUAUUAUAUUUUCUUUUUUUUUUAAUCUUCGCUGAAGGUGACCAUGAGUGUGUUCCUGUGUUUAUACAGUAAUGUAUAGUAGCUGGUAGUUUCAAUCAAGAGCAGUUAUUCCACAAUCAGGUGCAAUAAGGGUGAUUUGAAACAGAAAUGGAAACCUCGCCCUCUCUCGAGGUAUAAAACCACCCUUAUUGGCCCAAGUGUAUAAAGGUGAUAUUUUCACUUCUCUGUGGAGACUUGAGAAGCAGAAGAAGGUUGUUUAUUUUUUUAAAAGUUCACUAUGAACUCUUUAAGCCUGAAGUAUAAGAAUAUCCUAUUGUGAGGAAACGGUUUUGUCAUGAACAGAAUUGAUGUUUCUUCAUCACCCAGGUGAUGGUCAGCACUGGUCCACUGUCUCCAUAGUAACAGUGAAAGGACAUAAAGAAGAUGGCCAUUAACUUAAAAUGGGAGGACCAAGUAUCCCAGGGUCUUCUGGGUUACCCCCACUGGUGGGUGCCCUCCCCCCCACUUCACGGCUGUGAAUUGACCAAUGAGAGGGAGGCGUUAAUAUCAACGCUCAACCCCACUGUUACCCGUGACUUGCCUUAUGCCUUGCUGGUAGAGAUUUAGGCUCCACCCUACCCUUAAGCCCCACGUACCCAAAUCCCCACCUCAAGAUUAAACCAAAGGAUGUCACCAAUCAGAGCCCUGAUCCUAACACAACACCCACUCCCCUCACACAGCUCCUUGCCUCUGCCACCAGCCCCUCCCUCUCCAUUGUUAGUUUGCACUAAUUAAUUUGAUGUUUUAUUAGAGAGAUUUUAUGAUUGUGUUUUAGGCUUUACCCGCACUAAUAUUAUACGGGAGAAAUACUGUGUAUUUAUGUUUGUUUACUUACAAAAAAGAAGGAACCCAAGGCUGUCAUCACAUACGGGGUUAUGGGAAGAUCCCACAUCUGCUCUUACACACACGCACACGCGCGCACGCACACACGCACACUCGCACUCACAGACAAAGAUAAACAUGACAUUGUUCUGUGUGGUGCCUCGUAUCAUAAGAGCUGUCCUUUAUGCUCCUCCUGCUGUGGAAUGCAAGGCCCAUUCCGGCACUGGAAGACCCCAGACACAGACAGCACGUGAUUCACACGCAGUCGCUUCUGUAGUAGACCUGCUGUGCCUUUCUGUAGCAGGUCUGGGAGCUUUGUGGAUUCUCCUUCAUGUCUUUUUUAAGACAGCUUUGUCUUUCGCCAGAUCUGGCUUCAGAGGGUGCAUUUUCAAUUCUCUUCUUUUUCCUUUCACUUGGAAAGAGUCUCAGCAAAUGUCAUUCCUAUAACUGCAAAUGCAUUGCUUUGUUUUUGCCUUUUUCUCUUUUGGGAAGGAAUUGUGCUGGUGUCAGAAGUUCUGUUACAAAGACCAUAGGGAGACAUGGUUGAAUUUUUAAGCACUAAUGUCUAAUUGCAGGCUUUCCCAGAAGUCUUAUACAAGUGUACAAAGAACUAUGACGCUUAUAAUCCAUCCUCUCUUGCUGUCUCUCCUCUGAAUUCCUGCAGAGGCUCAACCACCUUCUGAAAUGAACUUUGGAAAAGUACAGUACUGAUCACCAAAUAACAUGUCUCUCUUCAGAAUUGCUCCUGGUAUGAGGAAAGACAAAGCAACAGAAAUCAAAGUUUAAAUUCUUUUGGUCACAGUGUUUUGUUUGUUUGUUUUUUUUUUUCAUAUACCGUCGGGUGGGAUUUUCACCAUGACUCCAUGCGUAUAUUGUGCAGAUUUAUAAACCAUUUUUAUAUUUUUCUCUUCGGCAUAUACUAAUUAUUCCCAGAAAAACAGUACCACCUCAUACCAUAAGAUAAACGUCACACUGACACUACACCUGCAAGUCUUAAUACAACCAGAAAAAGUGUGAUUGAGGCCAUUUUUUGAGAAUCAACUUACCUAAAGUCAGGUUCCUUGCAAUAUUUGCUCAAGGCCUGUACUUGUUAUUUAAACAGAUAUUUGGACAGAUACUGACUCCAGAGGAGUGCUUAGUAAACCCUGGCUGCAAUGAAAUGCUUCCAGAGGAAAUCUCACGCAGUAAGGUCCCGAUCUGUUUUUGCUGAAAUGCCACCAUUUUCAAAUGACCAUCACCAUUUGUCUCACACAUAGACUAAUCUGAUUACUUGCUCACUUUGAGGUGUUCAACUACAAUGCCACCCUGAGCGGCUGGCACAAGAUGGCACAUGCAGUAACUGGCUGUGUAAGCAUGAAAAUCGCACUGCGCUGUAUAAAACUACACUUACUCUGUCUGCUACUCCACCGUUCUUUAGCGCAAUGUGGCUGCAUCCUCAUUAGCCAACAGAAUUUCCUACCCACACUGCGUAGCUCUUUCCUAAGGGUCUGGUGCUUUCCAAAACAGAGAAUACAGGGUUUUUUUCAGACUUGCUGGUGGUUUAAAGUGGCACCUGCCAUUGCUGGCUGCAUGAAAGAUGGUGAAAACCUGGCCCACUACACUGAAGGAAAUGUAUGAUGAUUCUAACUGCUGUUGAUUAAAUGCAGAAUGUCUCUGUGCCCAGGUAGAUAUUGUCAUAAUAGUGAAUAAUUCAGCAUUAUCCAUUUUAUUUGAAAUGUAUUGUUGAAAUGUUCUGAAUAGUGAUGAUUUCUGAUCACCUUGAUACCAAUUGUAAGCAGAAAGUACUGGUCAGACCUUGAUGUACCAAAAAGAGGAAGAAAGGAGUAUAAGAUUGAAUACAGUAGGAACCACACUCUUGAAUUCCAAGUUCUUCUGAUUAUUUGUAUAUAUCUCAUCUCUGAGUACCGGGCAUUCUUGGAAAUAAGAAGACAGUUAUAGCACAGCGCGUUUGUAUUAUUUAAGACAGACCUGUGUAUUAUAAGAAAAAUCUUUAAAUGGAAUAAAUAAUAUAUGAGUUUCAAUUAAA
Messenger RNA from Anguilla anguilla (European eel), 6378 nucleotides. It is a transcript of the gene bahd1, whose product is annotated as bromo adjacent homology domain containing 1. Gene Ontology annotation, molecular function: chromatin binding. The coding region runs from base 632 to 3121 and encodes 829 amino acids. The transcript is spliced from 7 exons. The record is from RefSeq and is a predicted model, not a curated record. Lineage: Eukaryota; Metazoa; Chordata; Actinopteri; Anguilliformes; Anguillidae.